UCGUUUAAUUAGAGAACGUACACUUUCAAAAUGGCGCCCUACAUGUUUCUCCUCUGUCUCUGUCUCUUAGGAAUGUGUUCCUUCUGUAGAGGGUUCUACAUACCAGGAGUAGCUCCGUCAGAGUUUCAAGAAGGCUCGGCGCUAGAUAUCAAGGCGAUGUCAAUGACGAGCAUAAAGACCCAGCUUCCUUAUGAUUACUAUAUCCUCCCGUUUUGCUCUCCUAGUGAAGACACGAUACGUUACAAGACACUCAAUUUGGGGGAGGUACUAAGAGGGGACAGGAUUGUCAAUACUUUAUACAAUUUUUCUAUGCUCAAUGAGGUCAGUUGUCAGGUUUUAUGUGAAAAGUCCCUCACUUCAAAGCAGUCAAACGCGUUUUACGAGAGAAUCAGCGACGAGUACACACUUCACAUGUUGCUUGAUAACCUUCCAGCUGCUUCUGUUUUUAAAAAUCUUAAGACUGGUGAUUUACAAUAUGAAGAUGGAUUCAAGCUUGGUUAUAUAUCUUCCAACAAGGCAUACAUCAACAAUCACCUCUACAUAACUGUCCUUUACCAUCGCCUUCAAAGGAGUAUGAUUGAAGUGUCUUAUCGUAUUGUUGGCUUUGAGGUUGAGCCCCAGAGUAUUGCAAUGGACGCCAUGACUACAACAGCUGAGGGUAAUAAGGUCCUGUGUGCCCUCUCUUCUAAAGGAGAGCCUUCACCAAUGGAGAUAAAGAAAGACUCUCAAAACUCAGUUAGAUUCACAUUCAGUGUUCAGUUCAAAGCCAGUGAUGUAGCGUGGGCGUCACGCUGGGACACUUACCUCAGAAUGAGUGAUGUUCAGAUCCACUGGUUUGCUAUAUGUAACUCGGUGGCCAUUGUACUCUUCCUGACAGGUAUCCUGGCUCUCAUUAUCAUACGUACACUGAGGAGGGACAUAGCUAGAUACAACAUGAGGGAUGAAGAGAUGGAUGAGACACUGGAGGAAACUGGCUGGAAGCUAGUUCACGGUGAUGUGUUUAGACCACCUCAAUAUCCUACACUGUUGGUUGGGUGUCUGGGAUCUGGUAUACAACUCUUCUGUAUGUUACUGAUUAUAUUAGCAUUUGCAAUGUUUGGUAUGUUAAGUCCUGCUAGUCGUGGUGCACUACUGACUGCUAGUAUUGUCCUGUUCAUGUUUAUGGGGCUUAUAUCAGGCUAUCACGCCGCUAGAAUGUUCAGAACACUUAAAGGGAAUGAGUGGAAGAUGGCGGCCACUUUAACUGCAGUGCUAUAUCCUUCUGUUAUUUUCGGUAUCGGAUUUCUAUUGAACUUCUUCAUCUGGGGCAAGCAUUCUUCUGGAGCGGUUCCAUUCACGACAAUGAUUGCUCUCCUCUUCCUCUGGUUUGGUAUUUCCUUUCCUCUUGUUUUUAUCGGGUUUUAUUUCGGGUAUCGCAAGCAGCCUUACGAGCACCCGGUCCGGACCAAUCAGAUCCCCCGACAGAUCCCCGACCAGCCCUGGUAUCUCAGCCCUUUCCUUAGCUCUACUGUCGCCGGGAUCCUUCCAUUUGGGGCCAUCUUUGUAGAGCUAUUCUUUAUACUUUCAGCUAUUUGGGAGAAUCAGUUUUAUUACUUAUUUGGUUUUCUUUAUCUUGUGUUUGUCAUUCUAAUCAUCGCCUGUGCUGAAGUUGCCAUUGCUAUGACUUACUUCCAGCUUUGUGCUGAGAACUAUCAUUGGUGGUGGAGGUCAUACUUCAUCUCAGGGUCCCCUAGCUAUUAUGUUUUUGCUUAUGCCAUUAUAUAUUAUUUUACAAAGUUGGAGAUUGAAGAUUUCAUCCCAACUCUACUGUAUUUCGGUUAUACUACAGUAAUGGUGACUGGUUUCUGGCUCCUAACUGGUACCAUCGGCUUCUAUGCCACCUACUUCUUCAUCCGGCGCAUAUAUGCAGCUGUCAAGCAGGACUGAGGGUUGGGAGGAUAGCGGAUUGUGGGACGAUUUAUGUGUAUAUGUACUCCGUAAUGAUUAUUAUUAUUAAUUUUGAAUAAUGGGUUUAGAGGCAGCCAGCCAUGGUGUA
This is a messenger RNA of Amphimedon queenslandica, 2035 nucleotides long. Its product is annotated as transmembrane 9 superfamily member 4-like. NCBI's taxonomy places the organism in Eukaryota, Metazoa, Porifera, Demospongiae, Haplosclerida, Niphatidae. Bases 31 to 1926 code for a protein of 631 amino acids. The transcript has 16 exons. Gene Ontology annotation, cellular component: membrane. The record is from RefSeq and is a predicted model, not a curated record. Gene Ontology annotation, biological process: protein localization to membrane.